This is a messenger RNA of Cuscuta europaea, 1339 nucleotides long. NCBI's taxonomy places the organism in Eukaryota, Viridiplantae, Streptophyta, Magnoliopsida, Solanales, Convolvulaceae. The record is from the annotation of a GenBank genome assembly.
UUUUUUCCUCAUAAGUCAUAACCAUGUUCCCCAUUUACUUCUCAUCUCUCUCAUCUUCUUCCACUUUUCUAUUAUGGCUAUAUUCUACGAGACCCCUCAACUCUUUUUGUUGUUCUUCCAUUAUACGGAGACAAACCGUCAACAAUAAAGAUGCAAAAUUGUUUGCUCCGGCAACUUGCUUUCAGGAUCGGAUUAAAGAUGAAAAAUAUAAAUAUGAGUCUGGAGCCACUAGUUGGGGCUACUCUUCAUUUAUCUCGCUCAGUAAUCUUCACAAUAAAAGUGAAGGGUAUCUUGUUGACGACACGUGCCUGAUCGAAACUGAACUUUCUGUUGUGUCCGAUGCUUCUUCAGCUUGCAACAAUGAUGCUUAAUAUUCCUCUGUUGCUGAUUUUGAUCACGUGGAAUCUGUGUACGUCCAGGCUCAGUCUUUUCUUGUGUCACUACAAUCCCAGAAACCAUCCACCCCAUCAUCUAAAUCUCUAAGCUGUGAAAUGCCUUUGCUUAAACGGCAUGCAACUUCUCUAUUAGAAAUCCUUGACAUUCUGAUAGCAUACCCUUUGGAUGAGUUAGCUGAUCUCAGGAAUGAAACUGCAAUAGCGGAGUCCUUGUGCGUACUGAUUGGCAAUCAGUUUCUUCAUAGUGGCGUACAAUCCAAUGAAAUUGUAAACUUGAAAGCCUCUUUUCCACAAGUAGUGCAGGAAUGGAGAGACUGUGUUCAAGUUAAGGACGCUGAUGAGAAUCCUUGGUCUACUUUUGAGAAAACCAAAAGCUUGCUUCAAGAUUUAGUGGAAACGGAGGAGGGUAUAAAGACUGAAAUGGAGGAGCUAAACAAGAGAGAAAAAGAAUUGGAAGCUCAGCUUGAGGCAAUUCAAAGCAACCGCCGAAAGCUCAACGAGAAAAGAGAAGCACUGUCAAUGCAGACAGAGAUAGUGUGUCGUGUUGCUACGGUGCAGGCUCGGAAAGUGGAAGCAAAGGAGGUAGGGGUAGGCCGCCGGGGUAACAAUAAGGUGGAGCUGAGCUUGAAGUCGAAGUGGGCAGCAACUAGACAUCUUUUUGCUUGAGAAGUAUAUUGGCUAUUUCGUUUUUUUGUUACAAUAUUGGCUGUUCCAAAUUUUCAAUCAUCAGUUUUAACCUAGUACUAGUAUUGUUUGGUGUGGUCUUAAGAAGAGGGUUUAUUCACACAUCAGAAGAGUUCUGUAAACACCUUUCACUUGUCAGAUUCUAAGUGUUUUGGAUAGAUGUAGAGUGUCAUUUUAGAUUUUUAGUAGUUAAAUUUGUUGUCUCUAACAAAGUCACCUUGGCGGAAGAGUCAUGGUGUAUGCCUUGAAAUACAAUUCUG